This is a messenger RNA of Pipistrellus nathusii (Nathusius's pipistrelle), 1722 nucleotides long. The record is from the annotation of a GenBank genome assembly. NCBI's taxonomy places the organism in Eukaryota, Metazoa, Chordata, Mammalia, Chiroptera, Vespertilionidae.
AUGACUAAUAGUAAAGGAAGAUCUGUUCCUAAUAAAACGAGUGGUGGUCCGAGCAGCGGAGGAGGUUUUGUAGACUGGACUUCCAGCUUACACACAGUGCAAUCGGAUAAGUUUCUAAACUUACUGUCGAGUAUGGUUCCAGUCAUUUACCAGAAAAACCCGGAAGACAGGCACAAAAAGGCCAACGGCCUUUGGCCAGAGGGAUUAUCAGCUGCGGGACAGACGUUUGGUACCAGGUCUGAGCCACAUGUGGAGUACCACAGAGUCUCGGAGCCGUCUUUCCAUGGCAACAACGGGCACACGCCCUCGAGCUACAGCCCGAAGUACGACGACUAUGCCAACUACAAUUACUGUGACGCCGGGGAGGCUUCCGAGACCACGGCCAUGCUGCAGGCCGAGGAGCGGCCCAGCGACGGCGAGGAAGACGUCAUUCUGGAGGCGAACCCGAAGCUCCCCAAGGAGUCCAGCGGCAUCAUGGCCCUGCAGAUCCUGGUGCCGUUCCUGCUGGCCGGCUUCGGGACCGUUUCUGCCGGCAUGGUUCUGGACAUAGUCCAGCACUGGGAGGUGUUCAAAAAAGUAACAGAAGUUUUCAUUUUAGUUCCUGCACUACUUGGUCUCAAAGGGAACUUGGAAAUGACAUUGGCAUCUAGACUAUCCACUGCAGUAAAUGUUGGGAAGAUGGAUUCACCCAUUGAAAAGUGGAACCUAAUAAUUGGCAACUUGGCUUUAAAACAGGUUCAAGCCACAGUGGUCGGUUUUCUAGCAGCCGUGGCGGCGGUUAUAUUGGGCUGGAUUCCGGAAGGGAAAUACUACCUUGAUCACUCCAUACUGCUGUGCUCCAGCAGCGUAGCAACUGCCUUCAUCGCCUCUCUCCUGCAGGGAAUAAUCAUGGUUGGGGUUAUCGUUGGCUCAAAGAAGACUGGUAUAAAUCCUGAUAAUGUUGCCACACCCAUCGCUGCUAGUUUUGGUGACCUUAUAACUCUUGCCAUAUUGGCUUGGAUAAGCCAGGGUUUGUACUCCUGUCUUGAGAAUUAUUACUACAUCUCUCCAUUAGUUGGUGUCUUUUUCUUGGCUUUAACUCCUAUCUGGAUUAUUGUAGCAGCCAAACAUCCAGCCACGAGGACAGUGCUCCACUCGGGCUGGGAGCCUGUCAUAACAGCUAUGGUUAUAAGUAGCAUUGGAGGCCUUAUUCUGGACACAACUGUAUCCGAUCCAAACUUGGUUGGAAUUGUUGUUUACACACCAGUUAUUAAUGGGAUUGGUGGCAAUUUGGUGGCCAUCCAGGCGAGCAGGAUUUCUACAUACCUCCACUUGCACAGCAUCCCAGGAGAACUGCCUGAUGAGCGCAAAGGCUGCUACUACCCAUUUAGGACGUUUUUUGGGUCAGGAGUAAAUCACAAGUCUGCUCAAGUUCUCCUGCUUUUAGUGAUUCCCGGACACUUAAUUUUCCUCUACACAAUCCAUCUGAUGAAAAGUGGCCACACUUCUCUAACUGUAAUCUUCGUAGUAGUAUACUUAUUUGCUGCUGUGUUACAGGUGUUCACCUUGCUGUGGAUCGCUGACUGGAUGGUCCGUCAUUUCUGGAGGAAGGGAAAGGACCCCGACAGUUUCUCCAUCCCCUACCUAACGGCUCUGGGGGAUCUGCUCGGGACAGCGUUACUAGCCUUAAGUUUUCAUUUUCUUUGGCUUAUUGGAGAUCGAGAUGGAGAUGUCGGAGACUAA